CGCACGUGACGCGUGCGGAGGAACGGGGACAGGCGGUCCGGGAUCCCGGGAAUCCACGUGUGAGCCGCUCUUUCCCGCGAAUUUGGUUUGUGCCGGGCGGGGAGGACCCCAUCAUCUGACCCCGACUGUGAAAUGAGCUAGCCCCGGGUUCAGUCGCCCGCUGGCACCGCUCCGGGGAAGUCCCGGUGAGCGAGGCACCGCGGCGUCGCGUCCCGUUUCUCGGCAGCGGGGCGGGGUGGGGGAGAAGGUGCAAACAGUCCGGGGGCUCGGAGCUCGCGCCCUGUGCCCCACCCAGGCUGCGGCCGGGCGGGGAGGAAGCGCGUAAAGGUUGAGUGCAGUUUCCCUUUCUGCAUUUUCGUCAGAGCAGCCCCAACCGGCGGUGGGCUGCAAUGCCGGACUUCAGUUUGUAGGUGCCCCGGAGCCGAAGGGGUUAAAGCAAGCGACUCCCUCCCCCCACGCCCCCACCCCGCCGCCUGCUUCACAAGCCCAGGCGGCCAGCCAUGGGCGGCCGCGAUCACCUGUUCAAAGUGCUGGUGGUGGGGGACGCCGCGGUGGGCAAGACGUCGCUCGUGCAGCGAUACUCCCAGGACAGCUUCAGCAAACACUACAAGUCCACGGUGGGAGGUUCACCCAGUCCGAGCUGACCGCCUGGAAGGAGAUUGGGCCAAGUGGAUUUUGCUCUGAAGGUUCUCCAGUGGUCUGACUCCGAGAUGGUGCGGCUCCAGCUGUGGGAUAUUGCAGGGCAGGAGCGCUUCACCUCCAUGACUCGACUGUACUAUCGGGACGCCUCAGCUUGUGUUAUUAUGUUUGAUGUUACCAACGCCACGACCUUCAGCAAUAGCCAGAGAUGGAAGCAGGACUUGGACAGCAAGCUCACCCUGCCUAAUGGAGAGCCUGUGCCCUGUCUGCUCUUGGCCAACAAAUGUGACCUGUCCCCUUGGGCAGUGAGCAGAGACCAGGUUGACCGGUUCAGUAAAGAGAAUGGUUUCACGGGUUGGACAGAAACAUCAGUCAAGGAGAACAAAAAUAUUAAUGAGGCCAUGAGAGUCCUUAUUGAAAAGAUGAUGAGCAAUUCCAGAGAAGAUAUGUCUUUAUCCACCCAAGGGGACUAUAUCAAUCUACAGACCAAGGCCUCGUCCAGCUGGGCCUGCUGCUAAUAGUGUCUGGCUUGUUUUCUCUCCUACGUUUAGGAGGUCUUUUCAUCUCUUCCCUUCGGACGCCCACCCAGCAAUCUUAUUAGUUUUAUUAAUCUUAUUAAGUACGUUUGGACUGUCUCCUGCCAGUUAUCCAGGAAGGAGGACCAUCGCCACGAAGGAAAGACCUGGGACUUGUGUGCCUUUCUGCAUCUCGCAAAUUCCUACUUGUUGCCGGCUCCCAUGGCUCAGUACCUUCUGUAUAAGAAAGAUCACCUUAUCCCUCAUUUUGUGAUCCCAGACUCUUGUGGGGAGCAUUAGAAAUCAGCACCUGUAUUUUAAGGAUCCUAAUUGCCACCUGUUUUUGCGUUUCUUUUUCCAUUUGACGGAUGUGGAUAUCUCAGUCUGAUCUGACUUCAGAUUUCGAGGAAAAUGAGAGCAAAGGGCAUUUCCCAAAUUCAUCAUAGGUUAUUGCUUUCGGAUUCUUUCUGUCUUGGACUUUGAAUUUAAACCUCUGAUUCUGAGAUGGGCAAGAAGUGGGGCUGACUAUCCAUGGGUUCUGGGUCACAGGAGGUAACCCAAAAGUCACUAUUUUUGAAGCUUCUAAAGUCAUAAUUGGCUUUCUCUUGUCUUGGCUUCAGGAAUAGUCAAGCUUUUAAACUACCUGUUGUGUGUGAUGAGAGCAUUUCUUUCCCCAAAGAAACAAUUGUCCCAUUAGGGUUUUCUAGUAUCUCCCUCCUGGUGGGUUUCUGGGUUGAUGUCUUGAUGCCUAAUGCUGCAGGGUGACAUCACUUGGCUGUGGUGCCCUGAAAUAGGUCUGUUCCUUACCGCCCUGGGAGUCUGAAUGGAAGAGGGAGAGGUUAACAGAACAAAAUCCUGUGGGGCCACUUGCUUCUGAGCACUUUGGGUGCCUAGCACUUACCAGCCAUAGGAAACAAAUUUUAUGUACAGACCUUUGCCUGAGUGGGGAGAGUAGAUAGAGAGAAAAUCAUUAGGGAAUUUAAGUGCUAAAUCGGGUAGGGUUUUUCGUAUCAAAUCACUUCUCGACAGCUUCAUUUGUUGAAUUCUCACAGGAUGGUGAUUUAUGACCUACCCAAAGUUAUGAAUAUUCUUUGUGAACUCAAAGACCUAGAGUUCUUUGAAAGACACUUAUUUUAAAUGUGUGUCCUAAGUAAGUGGUUCCCGAAUCAACUUAUCAGAACCACCUGGGAAGUUUAUUAAAUUUUUUUUAAAGAUUUUAUUUAUUUAUUUGACAGAGAGAGACAAAGCGAGAGAAGGAACCUAAGCAGGGGGAGUGGGAGAGGGAGAAGCAGGCUUCCUGCAGAGCAGGGAGCCCGGUGCCGGGCUCGAUCCCAGGACCCUGGGAUCAUGACCUGAGCCGAAGGCAGAUGCUUAACAACUGAGCCACCCAGGCGCCCCUGUUAAAAUUUUUUUAAAUAAAAUGCGUACGUUUUAAGAUUUCUGGGUCCCAAACUCAAGCCUCCUGAAUCAAAAUUUCCAGAGUUGUGGUGUGGGAAUAUAUGGUUGUUGUUUUUCAAAGGUACCCAGGUCAUUUGACCAGCCUGGUUUGGAAAACAUUGCUGGAGAAUUUGGUAAAGAUGCAGAGACCCAGGCAUUCCCUGAGUAAAUGGUCCUGGGUUUCCCUAUGCUCUGUUUGCUCUCCAGGUGAUUCCACUAUACCCCAGACUUUGGAAACUGCUCUCCUAAGCAAAUGAUUAGAGACCAAAUAUCAGAAAGAGAACAGGAGCCAGGCCUUCAGUGGUUGGUUGGUUUGUCUGCUUUUAACGCCAGUGACUAACUUUUGCACAGUGUUUUAAGACCUUGAAGUUCUCUUUUGUAUUACCCUUUUCAAAUAGGUUUUUAUUACAAUGAUUCUGAAGAUAAGAGUGGAAUAGCAAAGUCCCUUUAUGUGAAAAGAAAACUGAUUUUUAUUUACUGGCUUAAACCUCUGCAAAGUCACAAAUAAAGGCAAAAUAAGUCUUGUAUUUAUGGGA
Molecule: messenger RNA, 3127 nt
Organism: Zalophus californianus (California sea lion)
Lineage: Eukaryota; Metazoa; Chordata; Mammalia; Carnivora; Otariidae
Gene: RAB29
Product: RAB29, member RAS oncogene family
Exons: 6
Coding region: 711-1157 (148 amino acids)
Biological process (GO): vesicle-mediated transport
Cellular component (GO): Golgi apparatus; vesicle; trans-Golgi network
Molecular function (GO): GTPase activity; GTP binding
Source: RefSeq, a predicted model, not a curated record